AUGGAGACCACAACAAUCUCAAGCACAUCAGAAACAAUUAAUAAAGAUAUUACCAAAGAUAAUAUCGGUGCUAUUCCUGGUUUUAUUAUUGGCGGUGCAGCAGCAUGUGCCGCUGUUACUUUCACGAAUCCUUGGGAGGUUGUAAAAACUCGAUUACAACUUCAAGGGGAAUUAGCCCGUAGUAAUUCCAAUUAUGUAAAACCAUAUAGAAACAUUCUUCAGGCCUUCUAUUUAAUUGUAAAACGGGAAGGAUUUCUUGGAAUUCAGAAGGGUUUAGGCCCUGCAUACGCAUAUCAAUUGGUAAUGAAUGGUGCGCGUCUUGGAUUUUAUGAUCCAAUACGAAAUUCAUUAGUAUCAUUUUUUAAUACAUCAAACAAAUCUCUACCAAUUAGCAUUAUUUCCGGUGGUCUUUCUGGAGUUAUUGGAGCGGCAUUAGGUUCACCACUAUUUUUGGUUAAAACAAGAAUGCAGUCUCAUUCUAAUCAUUUUGCAGUAGGACAUCAACAUGAAUAUAAAAAUACUUUAAGUGCAUUAUUACAAUUAUGGAAAUCGGGAGGGGUUAGAGAAAUGUUUACAGGUGUUAAUGCUUCAAUGAUCAGAACGGGAAUUGGUUCUGCAACUCAAUUAUCCAGUUAUUUUUAUAUAAAAAAUUGGAUAAUUCAACGAACAGGAAUGGGUGAUAAUGAUAUUAUGUUACAAUGCAUGUCUAGUAUGAUGUCUGGGUUAUGUGUUUGCAUAACAAUGAAUCCAUUUGAUGUAAUAAGUACACGCAUUUAUAAUCAAAAGUUGGAUAAGAAAGGUCAUGGAAGCCUUUAUAAAAGUACUUUUGAUUGUUUUCUAAAAACAAUUCAAACUGAAGGUAUUAGAGGAUUAUAUAAAGGAUUUAAUGCUCAUUUUUUUAGAAUUGGGUAA
This is a messenger RNA of Diversispora eburnea, 912 nucleotides long. Lineage: Eukaryota; Fungi; Glomeromycota; Glomeromycetes; Diversisporales; Diversisporaceae. The record is from the annotation of a GenBank genome assembly.